Molecule: messenger RNA, 935 nt
Organism: Epinephelus lanceolatus (giant grouper)
Lineage: Eukaryota; Metazoa; Chordata; Actinopteri; Perciformes; Serranidae
Gene: pea15
Product: proliferation and apoptosis adaptor protein 15
Biological process (GO): MAPK cascade; regulation of apoptotic process
Molecular function (GO): protein binding
Source: RefSeq, a predicted model, not a curated record
CGGGAGAGAGAGAGAGGAAAAGGCGUUUCCACGGUACAGCAGCCGGUGACUGAGCAGCGGACAGUGGAGCAGACGGACCGAAAGCGGAAUCACGACCAUCCUAAAAGACAUUUCUCUUUUAAUCUCUCCAAACACCGACUGACAGCUCAUCUCACCGGUGUCCCCUUCACGGCCGCGUUUCCCCACGCUCAUGAAACACACUCAAAUCCAUCACUGACCCACUUCACACCGCAAAAGUGAACCGACACUGACGGAGUGGACUUUUUUCUUCUACCUUUCCUGCAGCACGUCUGUCCUCUCCCGGGCCGAAAUUAAAACCCCACAGAGCUGCUUUCUGUGAGAGCCAGAGGAGAUUACCUUCCCGCAGACUCCCGCAUCUCUCUCCCUUUAACUGUAGCUGACUCAUAUCUGCUGCGCUCGGGACCAUGGCGGAGUACAGCUCUCUGCUCAGCGACCUGUCUGAAAACAUCACCAACGAAGACUUGGAGCAGCUCAAGUCGGCCUGCAAGGAGGACAUCCCUGAGGACCAGAGCAACAACAUCACCUCCUCCAAGGAGUGGUUCAGCUACCUGGAGAAGAACGACAAGCUGGCCCAAGAUAAUCUGUCGUACAUCGAGCACAUCUUUGAGAUUUCACGGCGACCGGACCUGCUGACGAGGGUGAUCGAGUACCGCACCACCGUGCUCAAGAUCUCUGAGGACGACGAGAUCGACACCAAGCUCACACGCAUCCCCUCAGCCAAGAAAUACAAAGACAUCAUCCGCCAGCCCUCUGAAGACGAGAUCAUCAAGUUGGCCCCUCCCCCUAAAAAGGUGUGAGGUGUCGACCCUCAGCCCUGAUCUUUGCACCUUGAUUUCUUCACUCCUGGCACUCCAAUCAACCGACCAACCGUUUCUGACCAACCCCAUCACUCCCCCACCUCACCCACCCUCACA